Molecule: messenger RNA, 1356 nt
Organism: Ostertagia ostertagi
Lineage: Eukaryota; Metazoa; Nematoda; Chromadorea; Rhabditida; Trichostrongylidae
Source: the annotation of a GenBank genome assembly
AUGGACGUUUCACACACAAAAGCGGAUUCCGAUCAGGAGCGACAACUUUCCGAUGAAGCAGCGCCAUUCAUUCAAAUCCCCAGCAAUCCUGAUGACGAGGCACCGAAAGACACCGGCAACCUCGUCUAUCUCAUCAUAUUGCUUCAUGGAGUCGGUUCGUUAAUGCCAUGGAACAUGUUCAUCACCAUCGCUCCUGAUUAUUAUACUAACUACAAGAUGAAGACAUUCGAUGAAAAUGGCACUGCACAUGCCACUGUCUACUCGGCCAACUUCCUCAACUAUCUCGCGAUUGCUUCACAAAUUCCCAACUUACUUCUUAACUUCAUUAACAUCUUCGUCACUGUCAAAGGAGAUCUAACAAAACGAAUUUCUCUCUCGCUGCUUAUCGUUGGUGCAAUGAUAAUAUUCACUAUGAGUUUCGUCUACGUCGACACGUGGAAAUGGAUGGGCACAUUCUUCGCUAUCACACUGUUAUCAAUUGUGCUUCUGAAUGGAGCCAAUGGCAUCUACCAAAACAGUAUAUUCGGUCUGGCAUCCGAUUUCCCGUUCAAGUUCACAAAUGCUGUCAUCAUUGGGAAUAAUCUUUGUGGAACAUUCGUGACUGUCGUCAACAUUAUCACUGCUUUCGUCUCGAAAAACACUGCCAAUGCAGCAUUUGCUUACUUUGGCAUCUCACUUCUCACCCUGGGCAUCUGUUUUUCCUCAUUCUUCCUUCUUAAAAGACAGCCGUUUUACCAAUACUACUCUAAGCGUGCCAUGUUGGCACGUCAAAGUGAGGGUACUGAAUCAAAGCCAGGCCUCACCGCUCGCGAUUACCUUGACGCCUUCAAACAAGGAUGGCCCCAAAUGAUUAACGUUUAUUUGGUGUUCUUUGUGAGUCUCUCUAUCUUCCCUGGAAUUAUGGUAGAUGUACGUGAUGAAUUGGUAGGCCAGAAGUAUGCUUUUGUAUUACCAGAGAGAUAUUUCGUUCCAAUCACGUGUUUCCUGCUCUUCAACGUAUUUGCGUUCAUUGGUUCUAUGUUAGCGGGACGCUACCAAUAUCCAAGUCCUGAGCGCCUUUGGAUGGUCGUCUACCCUCGUCUCCUCUUCAUCCCAUUCUUUGCCUUCUGCAACUAUCGACCGCUCACAAGAACGUGGGCUGUUCUUUUCCCAAGCACGUGGUUGUACAUAUUCAUGGGUGUAAUCAUGAGUAUAUCCAGUGGAUACUUGAGCGGGUUGGCGAUGAUGUACGCGCCCAAGGUCGUCGAACCAUCAAAGGGUCGUGUUGUCAGUAUGAUGGCUGGUUUCUUCUUGAUAUUCGGUAUCGUCAGCGGCCUCGCUUUCACCAUUGUCGUUUCAGCUUUCAUUGAAUAUUAA